AUGGAAAAAUAAUUAUGUCUCUAACAUAUGCAAAUUAUCUAAUCUGUUUGUCUUGAAAGAGAAUGUUAUAAAUAAUAUUAUUGUUGUUGUGAAUGUCUCUUAGAAACUCAUUAAAAUCAUUCACUCAUGAAUGCUAACGAUUUUUAAGAUCUUGAAAAAUCAAUUAAAGAUUCAUCCUAAUAACUUUUAUAAGAUAUUGAAUUCACUUAAUAAAUUGUUUUAGAGUAAUUUAAUUCCUAUAGAACCUUAAUCGAUAAUUAUAUAUCUAAGCAAAAUUAAAUUAAUAAAAAAGAAUUCACUAUUAUCUAAUAAUCUAUUAGUUAAAGACUUUUAAAGCUUAGACAUCUUAUAUUAAAAAAAGUACUUAAUGAAGUUCAAAUCAAACUAUUAUGGACUGAAGAGGAAAUUUAAGAAAUUUCAUAAUACUUAUAAGGUAUUAUGGUAUUAUUAUGAAUUGUUAGAUUUUGAAAAUAAGGAUUUCAUUCAAAAAUUAGCAGUUUGGUAAGAAAAAUUAAGAGAAGAACACAAUUCUAUACUUAGUAAUAUAUAAAUUGAUAUUGAAACAGAAUAAUGUGAAAUAGGAGCACUUGAAUAAUAAGAUUAAUCAAUUUAUUAUGGUUAGAAUUUAAAUGGGAUUCUACAUGGAAGAGGGAUUAUAAUAGGUUAAACAUUUAUUUAGGAUGGUCUAUUUAAAAAUGGAUAAUUUCUUUAUGGAUUAUGGUUGGUAGAAAAUUAAGCAAAAGAAAUAAUUUCAAAAGAAGGAGUUGUUGAUGAAUAGAUUUAAAGAUAAAUGAAAUCAAUCAUAGUACAAACUAAUUACUUAAAAACUAUUAAGGAUUAUGAUGAGUUAAAAACAUCAAAUAUUAAAAGAUUUUAAUGGGAUGAGUAAGAACAAGAAAAGAUUACUUAAAUAUUAUAAAAUGUUAUGAACCCUAAAAUUGUAAAUUAACAUCGUUAAUUAUUACUUUAUUUUGAAAUUCCAGAAGAAUAUCAUUAUCUAUAAUUCAUUAAAAAUGAAGAUACUAAAAAAAUUAAAGAGGAUUAAUUAUAUUUGGGAAGUUUUAUGGAAGAUAACUAAACUCUGCAUGGAAGAGGUAUAAUUGAUAAAUUAAUAAUAGGAAUAUUAUUUGAAGGAAAUCAUUCUAUUUAAGAUGGAAUUUGGGAAGAAGGUUAAUUCAUUUGGGGAAUUUGGGUUUCUAUGUUAAAUAAUCAAUUAUUUUAAUAUUAUGGUAUUAUAAGUGAGGAACAAUAAAAAUAAUAUGAAGAAUUUAGACUUAAAUAAUAAGAAUAAGAAAAGCAACAACAAAUUGAAAUGUAAACAAAUUAUUUAUGUAGGUAAAAAUUAAAUCAUUAAAAGAAGUUAAAAUUUUUUAGGAGAAUCUAUUAAUUUAUGGAUACUCUUAUUUCAGGUAGAAACUUCAGUCUAAUUUAGGUUAUGUUCAUAAUACAAAAUUAAAGGAAGUGUAUCAUAAAAAUAAGUUAGAUAAAGAAAUGGAUGUUCAUGAGAAAUAUUUAUAAUUUGAGAAUGAACCAGAUAUAAUAAGAAAUAAUCAUUAAUUAUAUAUAGGUUUUUAAAAUGCUGAAGGGAAUCCGAAUAGUAUAGGAUUCUAUUGUGAUUAGAUUUUGAUAGCUGGAGGAUAUUGGGAGAAUGGAAUAUUGAUAUGGGGAAGUUAUCAUAAAUACAAUGGUGAAGAAGAUCAAAUCAAUGUAUAAUAGGAUAUACCUAAAGAAAUAUAACAAAAAAUAAAGAUAAUUAAAUGAAUAGAUUAAUUUU
Paramecium sonneborni is the source of this 1774-nucleotide messenger RNA. NCBI's taxonomy places the organism in Eukaryota, Ciliophora, Oligohymenophorea, Peniculida, Parameciidae. The record is from the annotation of a GenBank genome assembly.